This is a messenger RNA of Drosophila busckii, 1015 nucleotides long. RefSeq names its product peroxiredoxin-2 (gene Prx4). The coding region runs from base 127 to 855 and encodes 242 amino acids. The transcript has 4 exons. Gene Ontology annotation, molecular function: thioredoxin peroxidase activity. The record is from RefSeq and is a predicted model, not a curated record. NCBI's taxonomy places the organism in Eukaryota, Metazoa, Arthropoda, Insecta, Diptera, Drosophilidae. Gene Ontology annotation, cellular component: endoplasmic reticulum; cytosol. Gene Ontology annotation, biological process: response to oxidative stress; hydrogen peroxide catabolic process; cellular response to stress.
AGUUAGCACGCCACAUCUCUAGCCGGCAAUCAAAAAAAAUUAAAAAGUUUUAAACAAUAAUCAAAGCAACAGUUCUCGUAUACACAACAAAGUUUGACAACUACUCCAGCAACAACUAGAACCAACAUGUGCAAACAAUUGGUCGUGACUCUCGUCGUGCUGUUCAUUGGGGCAGUCAUAGCAGAUGAUAGUCAGUCAUGUUAUUCAUUCGCUGGCGGUUCCGUUUAUCCAGCUGGUGAGCCCAAAGGUGACCACCAACUGCAGUACACCAAGGCAGUCAUUUCGAAGCCCGCACCACACUUUGAGGGCACCGCUGUAGUUAACAAGGAGAUAGUGCAGCUAUCGCUAUCGCAGUACUUGGGAAAAUACGUAGUACUGCUCUUUUAUCCAUUGGACUUUACCUUUGUUUGCCCCACGGAGAUUAUUGCCUUCUCGGAUCGCAUUGCUGAGUUCCGCAAGAUCAACACUGAAGUAAUUGCCGCCAGCGUUGACUCGCACUUUACUCACUUGGCUUGGAUUAAUACCCCGCGCAAGGAGGGUGGUCUAGGUAAUGUCAAGAUACCGCUGCUCUCGGAUCUGACGCAUAAGAUUAGCAAGGACUACGGUGUCUAUCUAGAGGCAGUAGGCCAUACGCUGCGUGGUUUGUUUAUUAUCGACCAAAAAGGCGUGCUGCGUCAAAUUACCAUGAACGAUCUACCCGUCGGUCGCUCCGUUGACGAAACCAUAAGACUUGUGCAAGCUUUCCAAUACACCGAUACCCACGGCGAGGUAUGCCCAGCUGGCUGGAAACCUGGUGCCGAUACCAUUGUGCCUAAUCCAGAGGAGAAGACCAAAUACUUUGCCAAGAACAACUAGAAACAAGGCGAUAAAUAAAUAAAAACAGAAGAAAACAUUCCCAGCGAAGCAAUUAGCAUUUCCAUUUCAAAUUUGUAUUGUACAUAAACAAAUGAUCUUUGUGUAAAAUAGAAUUGUUCUGUUAUGAUGAUGCACACAAACAAAUGUAUUAAUAAUAAAU